Messenger RNA from Parnassius mnemosyne (clouded apollo), 7008 nucleotides. The record is from the annotation of a GenBank genome assembly. NCBI's taxonomy places the organism in Eukaryota, Metazoa, Arthropoda, Insecta, Lepidoptera, Papilionidae.
AUGGUACUGGAUGGAUAAAUCCUGAAAUUGUAUGUGUUUAAUUGUUGACGUUAUUAACCAUUAAAUUAAGUUAAUUUUGUUUAUAUUAUUUGAUCUUGUAUUUUACACUUAAUUGUAUUCCUAUGUCGCAUGAAAAUGAAGCUAAAGCCCAUUUGCCCCAAUCACUGGAAACCUUUGUGGCGGGAGAACAAGCAAUGGCGCUGGAAAUCCAGGAAGAAAUUUUCUCGAAUGAAAAGAUUUUUAGAGGUUUCAGAAAGCAACCCGUUGUUGUACUGGACCGAUUAAAUAUUACACCUUUCCUAAAUAAUAGUCGAUUGAGUUAUAAACACGGAGUCGCUUCAAGGGCUGGUAAUGGAUCCAUCAAGCCAGACUUGAAUAAGUUAUUUAAAUUAUGUUCAGUGGUUUUAGUGCGUGAUGAUUUAGAAAAGUUGAAGUAUGAAAUAAGCAAAAUUGCAAGUAAUAACUCUAAGAAUUCAAGUGCUAAUAAGUGUGGGAUUAUAUAUUAUAAUUGCAGUUUCUGCAGUAAAAUAUACAAAAGUGUAAAACGAUUGCAAAAUCAUCAGGCAAAGAAACAUGAUAGGGUUGAAAAACCCCAGCCACAGAAGCGGGUGAGUUUCUCUGAUCAUAUAAUUGUGCAUGAAGUUCAGGAGUAUCAUAGAUGCAAGAAAUGCCCAAAAAUAUUCACAGACUAUAAACAUUUAAAGAAGCAUAUAAAGCUAAAGCAUAAGAAACGUAGAUUUUACAUUUGUAACUACUGCUCUAAUAAGUUUGUUGACAGAAUACUCUUCAAAAAUCACAUUAAAUUGCAUUGUGAUUCUUGUGGUCUGUUGCUACCUAAUAAGGCUCAAUUUAUAGAACAUAAACAUAACAUAUUAUGUCGUAGUGUUAAAAUGUACAAUUGUAAGACAUGCAAGGAGAAUUACUUCCAAUUUAUGGAUUUAAAGGACCAUAGCUACGAACACAUCAGCAGCUGUUUUGUUUGUGAUAUAUGUAAAGAUCAGUUUGAAACUAAAUGUGCCAUAGCACACCACAUCUCAUUUUUACAUUCGGACAAGCGUCCAGAAGCAUUAUAUAUCAUUCGUAACCUGGGAAGCGAUAGACUUUACCUGUGUAACUUCUGUGAGGAGAGUUCUGUUGAGAAGGACUUGAUAGAAUCGCAUGUAAACAUUCUGCCUGAUUUAAGCAACCGUGCGAUGACAGGUUACAAAGAUUUUUACUUUUGUGAUCAGUGUUUGAAGAAGUUUGAUAAGGAAGCUGAUAUGCUGCAACACAAGUGGUCACACUUCUUAAAAACAAGUGACAAUUCUCAAUUAAGGGAAAAUCUCACAGUUAAAGAUUCGGUUACAGAAAAGGAAAGUAAUAUUAAUCCGAAUGUGCCUAAUACAACUCCACCGAUAGCUGUAGAUAAGACAGUUGACACAACUAACAAAAUGUCAUUAGAACAAGGGUCGAGUUCUAAGACGAAUUUGCCUGAAACCGUGCAAAUCAAUGGUGUGGACCAGAAUAUGUUCAUUGAAAGUCAAUUAAAAACCUUACUUACUAACCCUGCACCCUCAACAAGUCCACAACCUUGUAAUAACGAAGCUGUUGGUGUGCAUAUUGAACCAAUAGACUAUAUGAAUCCACCUAAGAAGGCUAUCGUGGAUCCAAAAUCUAAAAAGACUUUAUUAUCCAGGUUUAAUUGUGAGAUCUGUGGAAAAUACUACUCUUCAAAUUACACCCUGUCAAGACACAAAGCGACACAGCAUUUCCCGAACAACAAUCUAAGGUGCAACAUCUGUGAAGAAACAUUUGUGUGGCCCUCUUUAUUGCAGUCACACAAUUGUAUUCGUAUGAACAUACCAGAAAUGCCAUUUGAUGAUGCUAGACCAGAAAUACAGUUUGAUAACCUCCAGGGUGCAAGUAAUGGUCUCGAGGAAUUAAACAUUGACGACGAUGAUUACAUAGUAGGUGUCGAUUUCGAUAUCCCGGCCCCAAUUGUUGAAUUAACUGAAUACGAUCAUCAGAUUAUAACGGACCCCAUACCUGAAAAGAUCAACCAUAUCAACGAUUUAAAGACACGUGUACAAAGUUUAGGUUAUAAAUUAGUUUUGCAAGAAGUACCAAUAGAGUUCUAGGGUUUAGAUCUAGUGCUUUAGUGAAGUUGUAAAUCAAAUGGUGCGUCAACAAUUUCUUGAGUUAUUAGGUUAUGUUGUGUAUUUUCUUUCGAAAAACUUUGAUGCUAAAUUAAUAAUGUAAAUAUGGUUAAGGCUUAUUAAUUAAAGGGAGGCUGUGCACAGGCUACUUCAGGCUCUAUUGCAAUUUGUUAAACUAAUUACAAGCCAACCAAGCAAUUUUGAUGUGUUAAAUAUGACGUCACUUGCACCCCGAAGCUAAACAUAUUGGUGCAUACGAUGUGAUAAAAGUAAAAAUAGGAAUGACUCCCAUCAUAUGGUUACGUCUUAGCCGAUAAUAUUAUAAACCGGUGAGGUAGGGUAAGAAAAACAGGUAUUCUUAAUAAAAUACUUAUUUACAAAAUAACCACAAGCAUAAAUCUUGUAUCUCAAACUGUAAGGUUUCAAUCUUAAUCUAGUUCUUCAAUUCUGCUAAUUUCUGCAUUAAUUCUCAGAGUAGUUGUCAUUGUUAUUAUCAUCACUGCUGUUUUUACCCAUUAAAAUAGAAUGUUCCAAAUAUUCCACUUAUUUUAAACAAAGAAAAAUAUGUUUUAAAACAUAUUAAUAUGUUAUGUUUAUAAUAAAUACUGACUGCCCCUUUUUUUUCUUUUUUUUUUUUGCCUGCCUCUUUGGUAUAUUAGUAAGCACGACUGCUGAUCGAGUGCUCCCGGGUCAGGUCUAAAAAUCAUUUAUUGAGUUUUUCUGUCAAAUACUUCUAAGUAGUCAGGAAAUAGGUAGUGUUUCAUGGUUGGAUCGGAUUCCCAUGGGACUAUGAAAGUGCGGGAAUAAAGACAGGAUUAUAGUGUGCUAAUGUGUUCUUGCGUAUAAACUCGUGCACUACAAUCCUGUUCUGCACAGAUGUUUAUACUUUGUUGAGACAUUGAUAAAACAUACUAACAAACAGAGUUUUCUAUAUAUAAUACACACACAUAGAGUUCUCAUCUUCUUCAAAAAUCUCUUUGUGUGUCCCCUGUAUUCAGUUUCGUAAAUUAUUUUUAAAACUAAUUAAAACCAAUUAAAUCUUCAAUAAUUCUUUUAAAUACUUAGACUUAGAUUCAAAUACUAAGAAUAUUUUAAAAAGAAAAAGCUACGUAAACAAAAUUAUUUUGCAAACCGUACUUUUAAAGAGAGAUCUGAUAGUCACUGAUGUUCCUAUUCUUAUUUUGAUUGCAUUGUAUGAUGCUUAGACUGGCACGGUAUCCAAAGAAUUGUGGUCAUGGACACAUCUCACCCAUGUCUCCACAGUUAGUCAUGUUUAUAGUUAAAUUCAAGCUUACAGCUAACGUACAUCACAAUUGUCAGCUACAUUAUACCUAGUUGUCUUCGAGGCUUUUGUUAAGCCAAAGUUUUAUCACCAUUUACCAUCAGGUGUGUAGUUCAACACUGACAUGUAACAGAAAGAAAAAACACAUCUAAUUGGCUUGGUGGACUUGUAUUUUUCAGACGGUACAUUUUAAUUAUGUUUUAUGCUGCCAGUACAUUUCAAUUGUGUUUGCACAUGUGUUACUUGAUACUUACAUAUAUACACUACUAUUAUUUUGAGUUAUGUCGUUUUUAUUUCCCUCUGUCGCCUCUUAACACCCAAGGGAUGAUAUGGGGUUAUGGGGUAUACUUAUUUUAUUUUAUCGAUAAAAUACGUGAUCAACGGAGUUGUCAUGUUUGAAGCAGCAUCAGAGCAAACAUUAUUUGAAAAACAAACCAGUUGACAAUUUUAACUAUUAUUAUUUAAAAGUUAGAACCUAUGGUUUGCAAUACUCUCCUCAUACACGGAGACACAUGUAAAGAAAUUGUGAAUUGUAUCUUUAAGGAUAUGAGGAAAGCUUUUCAAAUUGUAAUUUAUAACAUUUUUAGUUAUUUGUUAUGAUACAAAAUAAAUAUACAGUUUCAUCAUCAUCAUCAUCAUUACAGCCCUUCACAAGUCCACUGCUGAACAUAGGCCUCCCCCAAAGAAUGCCACAAAGCACGGUCCUGAGCCACCUGCAUCCAUCGACUUCCUGCAUGUCUUACCAGGUCGUCACUCCAUCUCGUGGGGGGACGCCCUACACUUCGCCUACCGGUACGAGGCUGCCACUCGAGAACCUUUCUUCCCCAUCGGUUGUCGGUUCUUCGAGCUAUAUGGCCGGCCCACUGCCACUUCAGCUUACUAAUCCGUUGGGCUAUGUCGGUUACUCUGGUUCUACUGCGGAUAUCCUCAUUCCUAAGUUUAUCACGCAGAGAAACUCCGAGCAUAGCCCUCUCCAUAGCUCGCUGAGCGACCUUGAGCUUCCUCAUACGGCCAGCAGUGAAGGACCACGUCUCAGUUCCAUAAGUCAUCACUGGCAACACGCACUGGUUGUACAAUUUCGUUUUCAGGUUUUGAGGUAUGUCUGACGAGAAGAUGUGUCGUAGCUUCCCGAACGCUGCCCAGCCGAGUUGAAUCCGUCGAUUGACCUCUCGGUCGAAGUUGGACUUACCUAGUCGGACUAUUUGUCCCAGGUAAACAUACUCGUCAACAACUUCGAGCUUAGUGCUCCCAACAACUACCGGCAUAGGUGUGACAUGGACAUUGAACAUGAUCUUUGUUUUAUCCAUGUUCAUCUUAAGACCUAUCCGUUGGGAAACACUAUCGAGGUCAUUGAGCAUCGUGCUUAGGUCCUCCAGCGAUUCUGCCAUAAGGACUAUAUCGUCGGCAAAUCGAAGGUGAGUGAUGUACUCGCCAUUGAUGUUGAUACCGUAUCCUUUCCAGUCCAGAAGCUUGAAAACGCCUUCCAAUGCAGCGGUGAAGAGUUUCGGGGAUAUGACGUCACCCUGUCUUACACCUCUCUGCAAUUGGAUAGGUUUCGUACUCUGGUUCUGUACUUGGAUAGCCAUCGUAGCCCUACUGUACAAGCACUUCAACACUUCGAUAUACCGACAGUCAACUUGGCACCGCUGAAGGGACUGCAGCACCGCCCAAAUUUCGACGGAAUCAAAGGCUUUCUCAUAGUCCACAUACGCCAGACAUAGUGGCAAAUUGUACUCUUCGGACUUCUGUACAAUUUGCCGAAGGGUAUGUAUGUGGUCUAUGGUGCUAAAGCCCUUUCGGAAACCGGCUUGUUCGGGAGGCUGGAAGUCGUCAAGUCUGCGCGCGAGACGAUUCGUAAUGACUCUCGAAAACAGCACGUAGACGCGGCUCAGAAGGGAAAUCGGUCUGUAGUUCUUCAAGAGAGCGUUGUCACCUUUCUUGAAGAACAAGACCACCGCACUUCUGCUCCACGCCUCCGGUGUAAUGCCACCAUGGAGGACGGAAUUAAAGAGCUUCUGAAGGACUUCAAGUACCGGUCUUCCACCCGCUUUCAGAAGCUCCGCUGUAAUUCCAUCCUCGCCUGGGGCCUUACCGUUUUUAAGGUGCUGGAGAGCCAUUCUAAUCUCGCUCAGACUGACGUCCGGGAUAUCUUCGGAAUAGUGUCGGAUGAGACACGCUCUUGGAUCGUUACUCACACUUGCGUGUGGCUCCAACGAUGACGUGUACAGCUGCCCAUAGAACCUCUCAAUCUCACUCAAAAUCUCAGGUGUCCCGGAAACGAUGCUGCCACAUCCCGUCUUCAGCUUUGACAGGUGGCUCUUUCUGGCAGACAGAUCUCUGGCAAAGACUUUGGAGCCUUGGUUCCGCUCGAUCGCUUCUUCAAUACGAGCUGUAUUGAAGUUGCGUAAGUCCCGCCGCAUGCAUUUGGAGAUCUGUCUGUUCAGAUGCCUGUAUGCUGUCAAGUCUGUUGAAGAAUGUAGCUUCAUCUCCCGUCUAACAGCCAUGAGAUUAAGAGUGUGAUCGGAGAGUUUUUGUGUUCUUCUGCGGCGGGUCUUGCAGAACUUAGCUCCGACCGCAUGGACAGUUUCCACGAGCUUGUCAUUCAUAUCGUCCACUUCAUUGCAGUCUUCUAGGCACUGAAAACGGUUUUGUAACUCGAGCUGAAAGGUUUCGGGACUUUGGAACAGAGCACGAGGGUAUACAGUUUAUCUGUAACUAAUUUCAAAUCAUUUUAAAUUAUUUUAGUUAAAAUGCCAUCUGUAACAUGCUUCAUCAGUACAGGCACUUAUUAUGUUUUAUUAAUUUUAAGGUUAUGUUUUAUGUUCUAGUUAUUAAUCUUAUAAUUAUUUUGUUUUAUCAUACAAGGUUUAUAUUUUUUGACAUUUUAGUAUCCAGGGAUAUUUUAAUAGAUUUUUAUAUAUCUAGAGAUAACGUAAAUUGCACAGUGGAUUUGGCAUCAAAUUAUUUGGAGAGGAAAGCUUUACAAAUAUUUCAUUGUUAAUUUUUAAGUUAUUAAUCAUAAGGUUUUUAUAUUCUGUCAGCAAGGAUUGUAUUUGUAAUCUGUUCAUAGCUAGGGUAUGAUUGGAGUAUAUUACAUAUACGAUAUUGUAAAUUGCACAGUGGAUUUGACAUUAAGUUAUUUGAUUAGUAAGAAAGCGAUUAAAAUCCUUCUAUGUUACAUUUUUAGUUAUUAAUCAAGGUUAUUUUUAUUAUUAUGUCAUAUAAAUAUAAUAGUAUGUAUUUUAAACCAUCGCAGCCAGGGAUAUCAAUUGGCUGAGCACUGGCCUCUUCUGUUCCACUGAAUUAGCGGACUUCAUAUGCUAUUAAUACUUGGCUACAUUUGAUCAUGUUGAUCAGGUGGAAAGGUAGCCAAGUAUUGGCUUAGUAAAAAAAAUACUUACUAUUUUGUCAAUGUGUUCGUCGCUACAGGAGGUGGUAACGCAAACUUAUUUUUAUAAACUCAAUCCUGGAAGCGAAUGGGUUAUGUGUUAUUUUAUGUGCUUAUGUAUAUUAUAUGAUGUGUGUGGUGCGUAUUUGGUUUCUUUAUUUUGUACUAAAUUUAACUGACAAAUAUAUUAUAUACCAUACCUU